CUCCUAAAGAGCUCGAUCAGCAAAAGCGGGUGUCGCCUGCUCGCGCGAACCUUUUUCAAUAUAUCUUGGUCGCUGCGCUGCGCCGUCUGGUUGCUCUAUUUGAUUGUAGGCUCGCUCCAGGCUCGCUCCCGUGGCGCUUUGCUUUGUAGGCCUUCGCCGUCGCCGCUGUAGGUACACGCGCGCGGCAGGUCAGCCCCACAGGCGACGCGAACACCGCAGGCCGUCAACGCCGUGCGAAGAGCCCCCGGCGUACCAAACUUCCCCAACCCCUCGACUGAGCUCCAUGGAUAGGCCGCGGAGCCGCGACGGCGACCGGGACCGGAGCCGAAGAGAUGACCGCCGCGGCUAUAGAAGUAGGAGCCGGUCGCGCGGCCGGCGCCGCCGCGACCGCUCGCGGAGCCGGAGCCGCGGCCGGCGCCGCCGCGACCGCAGCCGCGACCGGACGCGGAGCGGGUCGAAGAACCCGGCGCUCGGGGACUACUCCGAGGGCCACUACGGGCGCGGCCUGGACCAGCCCGGCGGCGGGCGACCGGCGGCGCAGGCGCCCCAGGUGCCCCGCGGCGCCACCGCCGACGACAUCCACAAGAUCAGGCAGCAGACGGAAAUUGAUGAUUUGACCAAGGACCAACGGACGGUCUUCGUGUCGCAGUUAGUGAUGAAGGCCACGGAGAAGCAGAUCCGCAAGUUCUUCGAGAAGGUCGGGAAGGUCCGAGAUGUGAUCAUGAUCCGCGACAAAUAUACCAAUAGACACAAGGGUUAUGCAUAUGUUGAGUUGAAUGACCUCGAGAGCGUGCCCAUGGUUUUGAUGUUGAACGGCACCGUGCCGGACUUCCAGCGCUUUCCUAUCUUAGUGAAGGCGUCGGAGGCCGAGAAGAACUUCCUGGCCAAACAAGAAUCCGCGGCCGCCGCCGAGCAGCAGGCCGAAAUUGAUCAACGGGCCGCGGCGCCGCGAAGGAAGUUACUCGUAGGUAAUUUACAUCCGAACAUCACGGAGGGCGACUUGCGGACCGUAUUAGCUCCGUUCGGGGAUGUGGAGUCGGUUGAUAUGUCUACCGUCGCGCCUGGCUCUGCUGUUGUCUCUUUUGUGAAGGCCGAGGAUGCCAUGAAGGCCUCGACGAAAAUCGCGGGCAUUGAAUUAGGAGCGGGCACGCCGAUCUCCGUCCAGUUCUACGAGCCGGGGGCGACCGUCAUGGGCGCGGCCUCAGCUGGAGACUGGAAGUUCGACAAUUCUGGUGGUGACGGCGUGGCGUUAGGUGCGGAUGGGAGGGCCAACCUCAUGAACGCCCUGGGCCAGCGCGCGGGCCUCGCGCCGCCGCCAGCGCAAAGCGGCGUCGGCGCGCCUACUGCUGCGUUUACGAUCACGAACAUGUUCGACCCGGCGAAGGAGGACGGCGCCACCUGGCGCGACGACAUCAAGGCCGACGUCACGGAGGAGUGCCGGAGCAAGGGCGACGUCAAGCACGUCUACGUGGACGGGUCGGACCCGCGCGGCUUGGUGCACGUCCUGUUUGCAGACGCUUCCUCAGCGAACGCGGCCGCGUUGGCGCUCCACGGGCGCUGGUUCGGCGGCCGCGCGAUCACGUGCGCGCACACCGACCCCGCGGCCUACAACUACCAGUCGCUGCCCUGA
Messenger RNA from Pelagomonas calceolata, 1630 nucleotides. The record is from the annotation of a GenBank genome assembly. NCBI's taxonomy places the organism in Eukaryota, Pelagophyceae, Pelagomonadales, Pelagomonadaceae.